UGAUUCGUACAUGACUUCCGGAGACGAGAACAUGCUCUCGCCAAACGACAGCGUCCAGCAACCUAACAAAACACCUAUAAAGGAGUGCUCGACCGACAACAGUGACAAUAGGGCUGUGGGUCUGCUGCUCGCCCUCUCGAGUUGCGAACCUUCAAUCAAGGGUGAGAAGUCCCCAGCACAAGACAUUGAUUCCAAUUCGAAUUCAGCCCACUCAUCGCCCGAAACUCCUCUCUCUUCGGCUUGCUUGUUCGUGCAGGCAGCUGUAGAACCGCUGGAGCAGGGCUUCAAGUUCCCCAAGACAAAGAAGGGACUGAUGAACGAGUGGCUCAACAAGGUACCACCCGAGCCCAUGCAGACGGCUAGCGCGAUGUCACCUUCGUCGUUGACGCCCCAUAUGGUGACACCAACUGAGGACGUAGGUAGCAUGUACUCGCCAAUGAAAAGCUUGACGGUGUCGUCGACGUCAGCGGAUCUAAACCACCAUCCGAGAGGAAGCGCGAAGAAAAGGUGGCUCCGGCAGGCCAUCAGUGAGGAUCAUUCAUGCGACAGUCCUUCAAGUAGGCCUGACUCUCCACCGCUAAGUGAUAUGGUGGCUCCUCCCAAAAAGAGAAGGUUGCCUCGACAAUCCCUAUCGAUGGACUCACCUCCUAGUACUCCAACAAGUACUCUCCCACCAUCAAGUUUCAAUAAUCCUUCCAACGAAGGGACGAAUCCAGAAGGAUGUGUGGAAAUAGUGUGCAACAGUAGCGGGGGCGAUAGUCCCCUGCAGACAUUGGAAUCUGACGCCAUUUUGAAGGAACGCGCAGCAAAAAUGAAACAAGAAUUUGGUAAGGCUCUGGUGUCGUCGAGUCUGGAACUUCCUCGAUCUGACUUGGGGCCUUUGAGUUGUUUGGACCCGAGGCUGUCGAGAGAAGGGCAGAUCUUCAAUACAGAUCUAGUUGGCACGGUGGAGAAGACAUUGAGCAUUCUCGGACUGGAAAACAACAAGCCCGAGUUGCCAACUCUUCCCAAAAGAAAGGUAAAGCUCUCUAUAACAGAAUACAGGCAGAGGAAGAAAUUGAACACCAACGAUAAGGGAGAAGACAUGGAAACGGAAUCGAACUGCUUGGAGGAGACAAAUUCGUCAGAAUCUUUCAAAGUAACUGCCAGGGCUAGGUCUGCUAGCAACAGCAGCAGCACUUCCCUGACGUCCAGUGACGACGAAAUGGCUCCUCCUGAGAUAAUUACCAAAACUUCGGCAUUCAAUUGUGAGCCCACAGAGCUUGAAAGGGAGAGAGAAUUAGCCAGUUUGAGACUGAAGAAGACUUUUGGGUUGGCAGUUGACGGUGAACCUCGACCUGCUUUGAACGUCGAGGCGAUUCUCAAUUUAGAACUGGACCCCCCGAAAAUGAAGCCAGUGAUGCCAUUACCGAGCCCGACAUUCCCUAUACCUGGCAGCAGUUCUGAGCUUGUGACUCGGGAUGUAUCGACCCACCCACUUUCGCUCUCGUCUCCGAUCGACAGUUGUAAGUCUUCGUCAGCGUUUAUGGCCCUUCGAGCCGACUCGCCUGUAGUGGAUGUUGAGGAAAUGGAGACGGAGGAAAUUUCUGUAACGGACGACGCACCCGCCAUUCUGGACGGCAGCGAGGAAUCCGGCAGAGCGCCACCGAAUCUGUUUUAUACUCCAGACGAGGAAGAAGUAUCGGAAGAGGAAGAAGAGGAGGAUGAGGGGGAAGAGGAAGAGGCGCAAUGCGAGGCUGUUUUUGAAGAGACUGAGAAUAUUAGUUAUGUACCGCCAUUCAACAAUCCAGUGUAUCCCAAUGAGAGUUUCACGCCGUUUUCAUCAACUAUCGAUGAUGAGGCUCGUUACGAAGGCAGGAAUCCUUCGCCGCCUCCCCACUUGGAAAAGUCGGAAUUCGAAGAACAGUUGUGAGCUCACGAGAAUAUUAAUUAAUCGUUGGAGAGUGCAAUUUAUUUCGUAAACUUGUUAUUUAUAGAGAGAAAGUAUUAUAAACGCAGUGUACAGAGUUGUUUCAUUUUUGGAGAUUUAUUUUUCGAUUAAUUGGUGUCUACAAGCCCCAUUAAAGUUAUUUUAUUUCCCAGUGAUGUGAAAUUUGUUGUUGAUUUGAUUUUUCUUCUAUUGAAUUUGUUGAGUUCCUUUUAGAUAUUUUUGUAGAUAUCGAUAGAAAUGUGUACACUUUGUAAAUAAAGAAAUUAAUUUUAUCAAUAAGUAGUAAGUAGAAAGCCGUUGAUUUUUUCAGAUAUAUUUUUUGCUGGCAAUAUCGAUUCACCGUACUUGCUCACAGAAAUCUCAUUUGUAUAUAAGAUUGGUGUAUUUAAUUCAUUUAAGAGGAAUACUCGACACGAGUCUAAAAAGGUGAUUCGAUGCUGCGUGACCGUGUAAAAGUACAAAAUUAUUUAAGAGGUGAUCUCGUUUUUCGACAGUAGAAUGUUUUUUAUUAUUUUUUUAUAGAGUUAAGAACACCACUUGGGUUGUUAGGUAAACAGUGAUGUAAAGUAGCUGACUGUAGGAAAUAGACUUCCCUAAGGAUUUUUGUAAUUUGUUUUAUGUUGUUGUUGCUUACAAUUUUCCUUGUGACUUCUGCAAAAUGAUUUAGACGUUGCUCGUUGAAAGUUUUAAAGCCAAGGACUGCUGAUGACACAUCACUCUAUAAGUUUGUGGAGGUCACUUUUUGUAUAUAUUUUGGAAUUGUACAUAAGUACUAUAUUUAUACAUAUAUACAUAUAUCAAUUUGUAAAUUUCGUACUACAACCAGUGUUAGUUUUGUUCAUGUGAUUAAAUUAUUUAUUGAUGAGCGGUCCUCAACGCAAAUCAUCCUUGUGUUGGAGACAUCUCAUAUCCGGAUUUGCGUGUUAUUUAUUGCAUCGACUCUGUACAAAAUUUCUUAAUAAAAUUUAAAAGAAAAAAUAUUUAUUGUUAUUAGAAUCAGUAUUAAAUAAAUCUAUGAGAUGGCGAUAAAUAACUCGGAAAUCAUCAAAAUUGUCAUGGACAUCGAGUUAUUAAUUACAUAAAACUAUUUUAAUAUAUAAUAUGGCUGUACAUAAUAAAUAACAUUAAUGAAAUUGAUGUUGGUACGUUCUGUACAAUUAUUUAAUAAAUUCUCUAAAAUUG
Molecule: messenger RNA, 3112 nt
Organism: Leptinotarsa decemlineata (Colorado potato beetle)
Lineage: Eukaryota; Metazoa; Arthropoda; Insecta; Coleoptera; Chrysomelidae
Gene: upSET
Product: SET domain-containing protein upSET
Biological process (GO): regulation of DNA-templated transcription
Cellular component (GO): Set3 complex; Rpd3L-Expanded complex
Source: RefSeq, a predicted model, not a curated record